CAUUAUUUUCAAUAUUUCGUAUUUGAGUUCGCCUCGUUUGUUGUGAUUGUGCUUCGUCUCACGCCUAUCAGUUCUUUGCUUUUGGUGUAUUUGUUUAAACAAUGUGUACACACACAUAACAUAGUAGCCAAAUAACGUUGGUUCAGUGUAUAUACAAUGUACAUAAAUGUUCGUAUAUAAUACGCUACAAAGUGCUUUAUAUGUAUGUACAUACAAUAAUAGUGAGAAUUAAAACUCAGAACUUGUGACAGAUGAACGCGAUGAAUGCUCAAGUUUCAGACCAACGACGUUGCUAAAUUAACGAAAUAUAUUCUUAUAUAAAUUGCAUAUGCAUAUAUAUGUGUGCGUUGUAUUAAAUGUACUGGAGUGAACAAUAACUCAAGGUGCUCGCGUUGUGUUAAUGUGAACUAACAAAAUAAAUUCAACUAUAUCACACUAUGGCGGGAAUGUUUCGUUCAACGUCUCUCAACAAUUCAAAUAAUUCUCCUCGACCGCCAUAUAAACGAUUUUCAAUAUCUAAUUUUUCGGGCGGCUCGUUGAGCACAAGUCCCGGCGGAAUUCAAGAUGCCACCUUGGAAAAUUCAUAUACCAGUUUCGAUGCUGGACGUGCGCCUGGAGGCAUACAUUCGCCGCUGCAGGGUCGCUCCAUGCGGGAGUUGGAGGAGCAGAUGUCGACGUUGCGCAAGGAGAACUUCAACUUGAAACUGCGAAUCUACUUCAUGGAGGAGAGCCAACAAGGCGCGCGCGGAAAAAAUACAGACGAGUCAUUAGCGAAGCAACUAAUAGAUUCGAAAAUUGAGAUUGAAGUUCUGCGAAAGAGAGUCGACGAGAAGACGGAACUUCUAAAGGAUGCGGCUCGAGCUAUUACGCAACAUGAAGAGAUACAGAAGAGAUCGGACAUCGAAAGUCAAUCAAUGAUUGAACAGAUGCAGCAAUACAUACAUCAGUUAGAGUCAAGUGCCAAGCAGAAAGCAACUAGGAAAUCCCUCGACGUGCUGUCUUCGGAGAAACUCAAGAGUUUGGAAGAUCAGGUGCUUAAAUUGGAGAAUGCUCUGAUGGAGGCCGAUUUGCGGGAGACAGAGUGCAAUAAGCAACUUGAUGCAAUGGGAAGUGCACUAGCAGAUCGACAGGAGAACUUGGCGGUGUGUGAGGCCAAGAUUGAGGAACUGGCGAUCAAAAAUGCCGAACUCGUGGAGCAACUUGAAAAGGAAACGGAAGCCGAUGCUAUGGCAAGCGAUGAUUCCACGCCCAAGCUUCGCAUUCAGUUGGCCGAUAAGAUAUGCGAGCUACAGGAUGCCCAAGAGAAAUUGGCUGAACGCGAGCGGGUCCAUGAGAAAGCUUGUCGCACGAUUCAAAAGCUGAUGCAGAAACUGAACAGUCAGGAGAGCGAGAUCAAGCGCAUGAAGCAGACGCAAUCGAACCAAGAGAAGGUAAUGACAUCACCAUCUGCACAGCGCCAUUCUUUGAGUGAUACUGAGACGUGCACUGAGGACAUCUCACACAGCCUGAAACAACGCUAUGAGCUGCAGAUUCUAGAACAGGACGAACUUAUCAAGCAACUGCAAUCGGAGGUGAAGAAGAAGACCGCUAACUUGCAGAAUCUUGUUAACAAAGAACUGUGGGAAAAGAAUCGUGAGGUAGAGCGACUCACCAAGCUCGUCAGUCAUCAGCAGUCUGUGGACCAUUCAGGAGAGGACUCAACAACAGGCGCUGAGUUGCAGCACUCCUUUUCGGAAGCGGAUUACGUGAAAGCUGUGAAGCGCAACAAGUUGUUGCAACAAAAAGCCGAUGUGCUGCUUCAUCGCCUGAACGAGAUGCAGCAGAAUGAUGCCUUGAUUUCACAGCUACGCCACGACCUGCACGCCAUGCAAGCCGAUGUGGAGAGCGCAAACAAAUGGCGGCUUGAGUGUGCUGAUGUUUGCAGUGUUCUCACAAAUCGUCUCGAGGAACUCGCAGGUUUCCUUAACUCGCUGCUUAAACACAAGGAUGUCUUGGGUGUUUUGGCUGCUGAUCGUCGUCAUGCAAUGCGUCGUGCAAUUGAUCGCAGUUUGGACUUGUCGAAGAGCCUGAACAUGACUUUGUCCGUAACGGGCGUUUCAUUGGCUGAUCAGAGUCUGGCACAGCUAAGCAAACUCUCCGAGAUAUUGUAUACUGAGGCUGAUGAAUGCAAUCGUACUUAUAACUCACACGAAGAGAUAAAUGCUUGCGGAACCGCAAAUGUAAAGCAAGAAAACAAGCUUCUCAAGUCGGAUGGACAAUUGCGCAAGGAGCGACGAUCGCUGCCUUUGCCACAACAGCAGCAGGACAAUCAGAGCGAAUCAGAGGCAUGGUCAGAGCCUGACCGCAAGGUGUCCUUGGCCCGUAUUGGACUAGAAGAUACUUCCAGCAGUUUCGUAUACGCUGAAAAACAUCGCAGUGAAUCCGAUAGCGAAGGACACGCCUGCUCAGUGAAUUCCCUAAAGCAGGAGCGCAGUCGCAAUAGUGAGAAAAUCACGCAGCUCGAGUCUCUGAUAGCACAGCGUGAUGAACGUAUAUUGCAAGCACAAUGCCAAUUGGUAGAUGCGGACAAUCGUUUGAAGCAGGAACAGUUGCGUGUCAUUGAGGUAACUCAACAGUUGGAAAAGCUUCGCGCACAAAACGAAACUUUGAUCGCUGAUCUACAGGCCAUUGGCAGUCAGGAUGAUAGAGAAAUAGUUGAGCUGCAGCAACUAAUUGAACAGAAGACACAGCAGAUUGAUCAGCUGCAAUUGGCGCAAAAUACGUUACGUGCUGAUGCACAGAUCACUGAACUUGAACUGAAGGAAGCACAGCAAAAAAUUGCAGAAAUGGACGAAGAGAAUACUGCAAGUCUUGAAAGGGCUCACGCUGAAUUGACCCAAUACCAACAUGAAGCAGCGCAGCGCUUGGAAGAACUGCAAAAGCUGCAGCAAGAAGAGUUGGCGCGAAACUGGGUGGCAUUGACCAAGUACGAGGAGGUUAAGACACAAAUUAUCGAGUUGCAGCGUUCUGUGGAGUUCUACCAAGAAAGUGAAAAGGAACUUAAGCAAACGCUUGUUGAAAAUGAGCUGACUGCACGUUCACUCAAAAAAGAAGUCGACGAGAGCACUUUACAAGCCUCCAAAGCCAUCGUGGAACGUACAAAAGCAUAUAACGACAAACUACAGCUAGAGAAACGUUUGGAUGAAAUGAAGGUGCAGCUGACAUUGCUGCAGGACGAGCAAAGACUGCAGCAACAGCAGCAACAAUAUCCUCAGUGUAGUCGUAUCAAUAGCAUCGAUGCCUCCCAAUCGGGCUACACAUCUGAGGAGGUCCCAUUACAAUUGGCCAAUAAUAAAGCCAACGCUCCAUCUAGCUCAGCGACUGCUGGACGUAUUAACAACCCAUCACCGGAUUUGGGCAUUGAGAGCGAUGUGGGCCGAGGUGUAAGCGUGGAACUAUCAAAUGCCCAGCGGGCACUACUUAAGACUGUGGAGCUUACAGCAAAUAAUGAAGACACCGAUAAUAUGGACUUAAAAGAAGAUUCGUCGCCUGACUCGGAGGCUGCUGCAGCAUCGUCUGUGGGACAAAUAACAAUAGUUCACGACUGUGCAAAGGUAGAAAAAGAAAUGGCCGAAUUAAAACGUAAAUUACUGCACACCAAACGUUCAUUUGAAGACACCUAUAAAAGAUUGUGUGCGGUUAACAAAGCUAAAGCACAGGUUGAAAAAGACAUCAAGAAUCAAAUACUUAAAACCCACAAUGUACUGCGCAAUGUUCGUUCGAACAUGGAAAACGUGUUAUAACAUAUUAUUUGAUCGAAGCACAACCAUAACAUUAUCAUCGCCAUGAAAAUCGUCCACAAAUUGACAAAUGUUCAUUUUGUUAAUAUCUCACAAAUUUACUAUUUACCUGUAUUUUACUAUUUUACUACUAUUAUCUCCAUUUUAUGUUCUUUGUAAAUUACCUCAUGUGAAAGUUACUUGCGCAACGAGUUAUUAAUCUAAAUAAUAAUACUUGCAUUUUCCUAAGACUGUAUAAAAUAAAAUGUAAAAUAAUAUAUGCAAGUAUAUCUAUACCCUUUUAAUGUACUGACAUCUAAACCUAACUGGUACUGUAUUCACCAGAAACCUUCGUUCAUAUUGAAUGACUAUAAAUACAAACAUACAUAUAUAGUAGACAAUAAGCACAAUACUAACUAUUCAGAAAAGUAAACUAAUUACAUUCAUAUGUUGCAUGAACACAUUUCGCUCCUCGGUAGUAAAUUAAACUAUAUCACUCCAAAUGCCAUCUUGCCAUAUCAAAUUAACGAUAAUAUGAGACUAAUCUAUUAAUUUGUUUUCUUUAAUCAAUUAUCCUAAUACUUCUUAUUUAUUUCCCGAAUUCGCCACGAAUAUCGUUUCCAGUUUACAAUCGGAACGGACAUAGAAAUUAUAUUAUGAUCUGCUUGUUCUCAAAUAAUCUCUUCUGUACAAUAAUGUAUAAUCUGUACAAAUUUGUUGUCAAGAAGAUUACUAGACUUAAGUUUUGUACCAUGAUCCGAUAAAUAAAAUUCAUUGUAAAUCGUUUUAAACAAAA
Molecule: messenger RNA, 4554 nt
Organism: Drosophila nasuta
Lineage: Eukaryota; Metazoa; Arthropoda; Insecta; Diptera; Drosophilidae
Gene: cnn
Product: phosphodiesterase 4D interacting protein centrosomin
Exons: 9
Coding region: 438-3782 (1114 amino acids)
Biological process (GO): regulation of Golgi organization; centrosome cycle; positive regulation of microtubule nucleation
Cellular component (GO): Golgi apparatus; centrosome
Molecular function (GO): molecular adaptor activity
Source: RefSeq, a predicted model, not a curated record